AUGCCGCAGCCGCAGCCGCAGAAAACAACAUCAACAAGUACCAUUCUGAAAGUGGCUGGGUUCGAUGGAGAAAGAGUUGGUGGAAUUCUCAAGAAAUUUCCUGUUAAUUAUCAAAUUCUCGUUAAUACCCAGGUGGGAAGACAUCUUAAAAGUCUCACCAAGCACCCCAGGCAGAAAAUUCGGGCUUUUGCUGUUGACUUAAUUGAGAUAUGGAAAGGCAUAAUUAUCAAGGAAACAAGUAAAAAUAAAUCUGGGCCCUCAGAUUCUAAGGCUGAGUCAACAAAUGGGGAGAGAGCUAAAGCUGGGAAAUUACAAAAGAGUCCUUCAGUGAAGGUUGAGAAAGGAGAAAGUGUCAAAGUGGAAAAAGUUAAUGGGAAUGGUACAUCAGAGCUGAGCUCUGGAAAUGUAAAGGCACAAAAUGUGGAUGUCAAAAUUGAGAAAACUGAUCGUUCUUCAAGCAUCAAGGUGGAAAAGAUAGCCAAGGAGGAAACACAUGUUUCGGUAGCAAAGAAAAUUUCAUCCAGCUCUGCUGCUCCUCCAAAGCUGAAGACUAUGAUCAAAUCUAAUGAUUCAGCACGAGACAAAAUAAGGGAACUUCUCGGAGAUGCUUUAUCUAAGGUCUUUGAAGAGGCAGAUGAAGAUAUGAUGGACGAAGUAAAUGCAUGUGACCCAAUUCGUGUUGCAGUGACAGUGGAGUCUCUAUUAUUUGAAAAGUGGGGUCCUUCAAAUGGAGCCCAAAAGGUCAAGUAUAGGUCAUUAAUGUUUAAUCUUAAGGAUCAGAAUAAUCCAGAUUUCCGAAGAAAAGUUCUGCUCGGUAUUGUUGAGCCGCAGCGGCUAGUCGACAUGACUUCAGCAGAAAUGGCCAGUGAACAAAGGAAGCAGCAGAUUGAGAAACUCGAGAAGAAGGCUUUGUUUGAAUGUGAGCGUGGAGGUCAACCAAAAGCUACUACUGAUCAAUUCAAGUGUGGUAGGUGUGGUCAAAGGAAAACCACCUAUUACCAAAUGCAGACUCGUAGUGCUGAUGAACCUAUGACAACGUAUGUCACUUGUGUUAACUGCAACAACCGUUGGAAGUUUUGUUAG
This is a messenger RNA of Vicia faba (fava bean), 1083 nucleotides long. The record is from the annotation of a GenBank genome assembly. Lineage: Eukaryota; Viridiplantae; Streptophyta; Magnoliopsida; Fabales; Fabaceae.